Lottia gigantea (owl limpet) is the source of this 3493-nucleotide messenger RNA. RefSeq lists its product as hypothetical. The transcript has 30 exons. Lineage: Eukaryota; Metazoa; Mollusca; Gastropoda; Lottiidae. Bases 1 to 3369 code for a protein of 1122 amino acids. The record is from RefSeq and is a predicted model, not a curated record.
AUGUCAUGGGCCAGUGAAUUACCAGCUGAAUUACUAUGUCGACCUACUGGAUUGGUGGUUUUAACUGGUUUAGAUAUUACCUAUAAUGCUAUACACAAAUCUAUCUGGGAUUCAUUCUGUAAUAACAGGAGGUCAGACAGAGUACCAUUAAAAUUUGAUGUCCAAGAAGCUGAUCAUGUUUACCCUAAGAGUAAACAAAAGAGAACAUCAUAUCAAUGGCACAUACCGAAAGGUAUAUUGAAAAGAACAUGGAUGACCAAACAUUUAAAUGAAGUACCAGCAGUUGUUGUGGUAUUCUAUGAUUUAGAUUGGGAUGAAUUCCUAUGGAAAGAAAAGCAGAUGGAAUGUGCCACUAGAGUUGAAAUUGUUAGAAAUAGUUUACAAGGACAAGGAACAAAGGUUGCUGUAGUUUUGAUACAGAAAAACACUCCAUUGCCACCAGGAGAAGAUGUGAUGGCAGCAGAAAGAGCCUCAUCAUUAUGUAAUAUGUGUGAUAUCUCAGCUAAAUCACUAUAUGUUCUACCACAUACAGACCAUCUUAUAGGUUAUACUAUUAGAUUAGAGAAUGCAUUCUAUGAGUUAUCUCAGAGCUAUUAUCACCUAGAAGCUAGAAAAGUCAAAUCACAUAAAGAUUUCUUAAAUAAAACUACACAUCAGCUAUUCUAUGUAAGACAUCAGUUUAAAAUUGCUUUCUUCAAUGAGUUGAAACAAGAUUCUCAUACGGCUCUCAAACAUUAUAAACAAGCGUAUGGUCAUAUAUUAGAUCUGAGAAUGUAUGAUACUAAUAUGUUAGAGAUAAAAACUAUGGCAGGUUUUGUCAAUUAUAAGAUCUGUCGUCUGUCAUUUCAACACAAUAUACCAUUAGAUGCUAUAGCUCAAUUCCGUAAACAUAUAGAUUUCUUCAAGUCAACAACUGGUACUCCAGAACUAGCUUUUGAAAAUAGUGCUUGGAUGUCUAAACAAUUUCAGGUAUUUGGAGAUUUAUUUGAUGAAGCUAUUAAACUAGGAUUGACAGCUUUACAGACCCAACAUCCUGGUUUUUACUAUCAACAAGCUGCUAAUCAUUCCAUUACCAGAAAACAACUCUGUCAUGCUCUCUGUAUGAAUAAAACUGGAAUUCCUAAUACUACUAUAUUAGAUGGGUUGGAUAAUUUGGAAUAUUUUGGACAAAGACCAUGGAGACAAGGACAUCAAAGUAUUGACCCACCAGAUGCUCAGAAAGAGAAGGAAGGUAUCCUAGCUUUACAGAUGAAGGAAAAACAAGAAGAUCAUAGUUGGAUCAUCAUACCAUUAUUAAGCAGUGCUGUAGCUCAGUUUAAAAAAUAUAAAUCACCUAGAAUGAAACGACAUUUAAUGGUCCAAAUGGGAGAAGAAUAUUUUCAUGCUAAAGACUAUGGAAAAGCUUUAAUGUUAUUAAAUAAAGUGAUGUGGGAUUAUAGAGCUGAAAGAUGGUCACCAAUAUUAACAUCUAUAUUAACAUUAUCAUUGAAAUGUGCUUAUCUAACAGCUAAAGUACAGGAGUAUGUAUCUAAUUGUAUGGAACUUAGUGGUCAAUAUUCACAAUGUUCUAUAGAAGAGAAAUCCAGAAUAGAGAAAAAUCUUACCAAAGUUAUGUCAAAUGAUGCACCAGAUCCAGAACCAGGUUUAGAUCAAGUAUCAGUAGAAUCAGCUAAGUCUCAGUGGUUAAGUGUAAAAUCAGAAUCAUCAGUUUUUACUAUUGAGAUGUCUACUUUGGUGUCUUUUAUUGAUUGUAAAGCAAGAUUUAUUGGAGAUUCUACAUCAGCUGAUACAAAAGUUAAACUUGAAGUUUACCUGAGAGUAACUUGUCCAUUACCAAUAAGAUUCUCUAAACUGUCUGUACACUUUAAUAAUCAAGUUCACAACUCGAAAUGUGAGAUUUCUGAUGGCAGAGGGAUAACUGCUGCAUCAUCACCAUUGGAAGCUGAUGGUGCUGACCUCUAUCUGUUACCAGGGAAACCAAGAUUGUUCACAUUUUCAUUCCUACCCACAGCAGAUGAUGUUGGUUCUUAUAUUGAGAUUACUAGUGUAGCAUUAGAACUAGGUACAGGAUGUUGUUCAAUAUUGAGAUGGGUUGGUACUGGUACAGAUACUACUAACGGUACCUCACCUAAACUAACUACUACUGAUUCUGGUAUUAGUACUGCAGAUCAGGAGAAAUGGCAACAAUUCAAAUCAAGUUCUACUAUGAAAAUAUUACCAAGAUCAGCUAAACUAAACUUAUCUUUAGUUCAUCAGUCACCUAGUUUAUUAAAUGAGUUUUAUCCUGUACAUAUUAAUAUAUGUAAUGAAGAAGAGAAUGCUAUACAAUCUGUUAAUUUAUAUAUUGCUUUAGAAAAUGAACAUGAGACUUCUCAAGAUCCUGGAGCUCAUAUAAGUUUAGAUAAAGCUGAGAUUGGUGAUAAAAUGAAAGUAAAGGAGAACUUAGAUUUACCUGAUUUAAAGCCAGGACAAAAGAUAGAUAAAUGUUUCUAUAUCAAGUGUUUUCAACCAGGGACAAGAUCCAUAUUAACUAAGGUUAAAUAUACAGUAAUAGUUAGUGUAGGAAUACAACAUAGUUUAACAUGUCAGUGUAUAAAAGAAGAAACUAUUAAUCUUACUACUGUAUCACCAUUUGAUGUUUCUAUAAAUCUUCAAUCUAUGAAGUUUGAACAUGUGGAAGCUCUACAUGCAGAAGAACCAUUCCUAUUAAAUCCUGAAAUAUCUUGUACAUCUCCCUGGCCAAUAGAACUACAGACCAGUGAGGUUCAGUUGGUAUGUAGUGAAUAUAUUAAAACAGUGAGUGAGAAACAUGAAUCACAGAUUACUAGUGUGAAAUUGAAGAAAGCUGAAAGUGCUGCUGAAUGUUUAUGUUUAGUUUCCUUGGCAACCAUUCAGCCAUCUGUCUCUCUUGGUACCUAUACAGUGUUCUGGAGAAGGAGAAAAGAAGAUAAGAAACAGGAUCUACCCUACGUUUCAACCUCUUUCCCUCUACCAACAGUUAAUAUUGAACAUAUACCAAUAUCAGUCAGUUUAAAAUUACCAGCCUAUGGUAGUGUGAAGACAUUAUUACCAAUAUGUUAUGUUAUUAAAAAUCGUACACCCUAUAUACAGGAGAUAGAAGUUAAUAUGGAUGCUAGUGAUAACUUUAUGUUUGCUGGAAAUAAACAUACUCAUUUCCGAGUGUUACCAGGGACAGAUUAUUUAUUGAAAUAUAAUUUAUUUCCAUUGGUUGCUGGUCAUCUAGCACUACCUAAAUUACAUGUUAAUAUGGUUCGAUAUCCUAAUACCAUGGAUGAAAUAAUCCAGAAAAUGUUACCUACACAUAUAUUUAUUAGACCUCUUGGUAAAUCCAUCAUCUUACCAGCCUGAAGACAAUGGGUGAAUUAGCACUUUCCCAAUCAAUUUGUUAUUCUUUGUAAAGUUAAAGUGUAUAAGAAACUUCUUGAUAAUUUUUAUUUAUAAUAAAUGUGCAAUAAAUAGUUCGUAAAAUGAU